CUGCGGAACGAAAAGUGCGUGUAUAUGCAAUUUCCGGUAAUAUUGGACACAUGUAUUGGUCUAGUUGUAUAUUUUUUCACAAUACACCAUCUGAAUAAUGAGUACACAGCGAGGAAACGCGAAGAAAAGACCACAGAAAUAUCAAAACAAAACAGCUUUUAAAAAUGACUUGCACGAUCGUACACCAAAAAUGGAACAAAUUAAGAAAGUCCAAGUCACAGGGGCUUGUCAACACUGUAAAGAUGUGAUAGAAUGGAAGAUCAAGUACAGAAAAUUUAAGCCUUUGACUACACCCAAGAAAUGUACAAAAUGUCUGCAAAAAGCUGUUAAGCAGUCCUACUUCAUCAUAUGUGUUCCUUGUAUGACGAAACUUCAAGUUUGUGGAAAAUGUGGACAGAAGAAGGAUAUAACAGAACAACCGGGUCUAUCAGAGGCAGAACAGAUGUCACAACAGAGCCAGUCUGAUGCAGAAUUAGAACUUCUGACAGAAAGACAGAGAAGGCAGUUUUUACGGUUACAAGCCAGUGGACAGUUGACAAGUGAAAGCUUGAAGCACCUGAAAGAAAACGACUGUGAUGAUGACUCUGAUGAAGGUGAUGAUGAUGAAAAUGAUGACGAUGAUGAAGAUGACGAUUUACUGGAGGGGAUAAAACCUGCAGAAAAGUUGUGUGAUGUGGACAUGAAUAAACUUCAGAUAGACAAGGAAACAACUGUUUCAUGAUAAGGACUGUGAUAGAACUUGGAAAUUUGUUUUGUAAUGACAAAAUCCAUGUACUUGAGAGGAUUUUGGUAGAGUGACCCACUUUCAUGCAUAAAGUCAACAAAUAACAUUACUCACUAUUACUAAAGUAAAGCAGGAUUGAACUAUACAAUACCUGUUUGUUAAAGGUACAAUGAUUGACCCAAAACAAAACACAGCUGUGAUGUCAUCCAUUGUUAUUUAAAUAUUUUGAAUGAUUUGGUUAGCAACAGAAUAACAAUGAUAACAACCUAUAAACAAAUGGUCAUCUGGAUCUUAACAUAUAGCUUAUGCGUAUCUAUAAUGUAAUCAGGGGCGUAGCUCCCUAUAUGCGGGUACGCAAGUGCAUACACAUAUACACAUAAUUUAAAAAAAUAAAUAAAAUAUAAAAUCCAGAAGC
Messenger RNA from Pecten maximus, 1139 nucleotides. RefSeq lists its product as uncharacterized. The transcript is spliced from 4 exons. The record is from RefSeq and is a predicted model, not a curated record. Bases 98 to 721 code for a protein of 207 amino acids. NCBI's taxonomy places the organism in Eukaryota, Metazoa, Mollusca, Bivalvia, Pectinida, Pectinidae.